AUGGCUGUCACUUGGAACUCAGAGGCCAACGCGAAACUUUUCCUCGGCGUUUUGACCCAGCUUAGAAACCAAAGUAUCAAGCUUGAUUACACCGCACUAGCAGAUUGUGUGGGUCAGGGAUGCACCGUGCGAGCCGUGCAACAGCAGAUGGACAAACUCAGAAAGCAGGUCUCCGACGGCACCAGUAACCCCGGAACCCCCGUCAGCACACCCCGAAAGAAGGCUACGGCUGCUGCCAGCAGUGGUCCCUCCAGUCAGGCUCUUCUGUCUGCCAAGCGCAAGGCGGCCCGCAUCGCGAAGCCAAAGACUCCGACCAAGAAGAGCAAGAGUGUGUCCAAGGUUGUGAGCAAGGCGAGCAGUGAGGAUGACAGCGAGGACGACAGCGAGGAGGAUGCGAAGCCGAUCUUCAAGGGAGAAGACAGUGAGGAGGAUGCAGAGACUAUUGUCAAGGGGGAGGAUAGUGAUGGCAGCGAUAAGACCUACGCCUGA
Molecule: messenger RNA, 489 nt
Organism: Aspergillus aculeatinus CBS 121060
Lineage: Eukaryota; Fungi; Ascomycota; Eurotiomycetes; Eurotiales; Aspergillaceae
Exons: 3
Coding region: 1-489 (162 amino acids)
Source: RefSeq, a predicted model, not a curated record